AUGGCUCCUACUGGUGAUGCACCGGCCUCGUCCGCUCCAGGUGUUGCGGGUGCGCACGGGAAGAAUCCGGUCACUCCUAAGACGCUCUUCAGUGGCGUGAAUGGUCCUUUCAGUGUGGAGGUGAUUCACACGUUAUCGGCUCGUACGUCGGCCCUCAAGCUGGACGACGUGUCGGCGGGAGGGAAGGAGAAUGGCACGGUUAAGCCAGCUGCUGCUGGAAGCUCGUCGUCGGCGCCAGAUGUGUUGGACAAAGGCAAGGCAAAUGUGCAGGACAAGGAUACCGAAGACGGUUACCUCAGUGACGACCCGGACGAGUGCCAGGACCCGGAGACGCUCAACGAAAUCGCUGCGCAGGUGGGGUUCGCCAUCACGCCGUUGAUCCUGUUCGCCUGGAGCAAGGAAGUCCCUUGCACCAUCAACACGGUUCGGCACCUGCUGCUGCUGUGGGGAAAGCAUCUCUCAGAGAAUGUCAGAGACACGACCAAGUUCCAGCAGCUGCCGGCUACGUACCUGUCCAAGAAGCAUUUCGGCCGGAUGCAGGUGGUUUUCUUGCAAGCGGUUGAUGCGAACUUCGUUUGGAGUCGAGAGGUGGAACACUACACGAUGAAUGACAAGAAGCUGACACUUGGCUGGCAGCACCCGGAGAACACCGCUUACCUGAAGGAGCGCGCUCUGCAUCCGGAGGCGAUCGAAGUGCUUCUUAAGGGGGUACCGGCGCUGAUCUCACCGGAGAUGGUCCGGAAGAAUCUGGUGACUGCGCUUUUGAUGAAGCGGGGUCGCACGGCUUUCCGCGAGGGUUCGGCGUUCCAUAGGGUCCUGGAUCCUGUUUCGGGGUCGGACACGUAUAAGAUCAGGGGCCUGGUCUACAGGCAUCCCGGGGAUAAGUGGUUGCAGCAGCGAACUUCCGAGCUGAUCUCUGUGCCGCCUCCCCCCCGAGCAGCUGCUUCCCUGAAGCUGUCAGCGGCGACGAAGACCAUGAUGGCGGAUCCGGCGAUUGCCCUAACCUCGGUGGGAGGGGUCCGGGAGGAGUGGACCUGUGUGCAAGAGGAGUGCGGGAAGGCUCAUGACACCAAUUUCGAACAGGCUGUGGAACACGCUCAGUCGGUUCGCCACUGCACUGGUUUGCUCAAGGCGGGUGCUGCAAUGCGUCAGAGCAGGGGGGAGCAGUGCCUGGCGGAUGUCUGGAAGGAGUACGGGAAGUAA
Molecule: messenger RNA, 1203 nt
Organism: Closterium sp. Naga37s-1
Lineage: Eukaryota; Viridiplantae; Streptophyta; Zygnematophyceae; Desmidiales; Closteriaceae
Source: the annotation of a GenBank genome assembly